GUUCUAUGACGGUUCCAAUUCGGCGUUUUGAAGGAGAGCAGUAAUCUUAGAAAAGUGUUCAGAGUUGUCCUUUUGCCUUCUGUGUUUCUUGGAUGUGUGAUAUGUCCGGGUUUCAGGAUCCCCCAGUGCUUCCUGGUGAUGCUCAGAAGCUGUCAGUAAGUAAAGAAGAACCUCCUGAGCUGCAGGAAUGGAGCCCCAGUCUGGUGAAGGAGGACACAGAACCUCCUGUCUUCAAAGAGGAACAGGAGGAAUUGUGGAUCAGUCAGGAUGCAGAGCAGCUUCAAGGACAAGAGGAGGCUGAUGUCAAGGUCUCAAUUACCCCUGUAACUGUGAAGACUGAAGAUGAUGAUGAAGAGAUACCCGAGUCCUUGCAGCUUCAUGAAAUAAAAACUGAACAGAUAGAAACAGGAGGAGAUGGAGAUUACUGUGGGGGAUCAGAAAAAGCAAGGAGCUCAGUUUCAGAGAGACAUUUUCACCCAGAGAUCGAGGUCAUGAUUGAAGAGUCCUCUGAUUCUGAGGCUGAAGAUUGUAACAAUGCAUAUCAGUCAGGUUUAAACUCUGUGGAAAGAGUUAAAGAUAAGAGAAGUGUAAAAGCGCAUCUGGCAGAACAUUUAAAUGAUCAGGUGGACAAACCUACUUGCCCUGAGUGUGGCAAAACAUUUAGAGAUAGAGGUAAUCUGGCAGAUCACUUUAGAACUCACACAGGAGAGAAGCCCUUCAGUUGCUCUGAGUGUGGCAAAAGCUAUAGACAUAGAAAUCAUCUGAAAGACCAUUUGAGAGCUCACGCAGGAGAGAAACCCUUCAGCUGCCCUCAGUGUGACAAAAGUUUUAGACGUAAACGUCAUCUGAGGGAUCAUUUAAGAAUUCACACAGGAGUGAAACCCUUCAGUUGCUUUGAGUGCGGUAAAGAGUUUUACCGCAAGGAAAACUUGACCCAACAUAUGCGUGUUCAUACAAGAGAAAAACCAUUUAGUUGCUCUGAGUGCGAUAAAAGAUUUGCCAAUUCAGGAUAUCUGAAAAAGCAUAUGUUGAUUCACACAGGAGAAACACCCUUUAGCUGUUCUGAGUGCGGUAAAAGCUUUAAGGAUAAAGGAAAUUUGAAUAAACACAUGAAAAUGCAUACAGGAGAAAAACCCUUUAUCUGCACUUUUUGUGAUCAAAGAUUCUUAUGGUCCACUCAGUUAAAAAGACACAAGUGUGUUGGUGGUCAUCCCUCAGAACCAUUUGAAAACCAAACAGAGCUUAAAAGAAGGCCAGAAACAGGGGCUGGUGUAGAGGAUGGUGAGGGAUCAGAGGAAGCCAGGAAUUCAGAUCCAGACAGACAUUUACAAUCAGAGAUUGAGGUAAUGUUAGAGGACUUUUCAGAACCUGAAACUGGAUCCGAGACCAUGUAUCAGUUUUACACUGAGAGAUCAGGAAAUUCCAGUCAGAGUUAUGAAAUGUAAUACUGGUGACAAAACAUCAACAAGUAGAGCUCAGCUGCUUUAAAUAUGUAACAGUUUCAACUGGAGUUACCUUCUGCAGGUAGAGAAGCCAUAAUCUUAAUGUCAUGCUAUAUCAAUUUAAGAAAUGUGUGUAACUUUAGAGAAGUAAGAGCAUGUACUUAUUUGUUUUGGCUUAAAAGUAACCUUUGUACUGUUUCUACAUGAGAAGGUGAUGGCAUCUUUCGCAGCAGGUGCUGCUGAAAGAAAAAAAACUCUGUGUAAGUGCUCUGAGUUACUCCA
This is a messenger RNA of Cheilinus undulatus (humphead wrasse), 1724 nucleotides long. RefSeq names its product zinc finger protein 771-like. The record is from RefSeq and is a predicted model, not a curated record. Gene Ontology annotation, molecular function: DNA-binding transcription factor activity, RNA polymerase II-specific; RNA polymerase II cis-regulatory region sequence-specific DNA binding. Gene Ontology annotation, biological process: central nervous system development; regulation of transcription by RNA polymerase II. The transcript is spliced from 2 exons. Gene Ontology annotation, cellular component: nucleus. Lineage: Eukaryota; Metazoa; Chordata; Actinopteri; Labriformes; Labridae. The coding region runs from base 93 to 1445 and encodes 450 amino acids.